This is a messenger RNA of Brassica rapa (field mustard), 6824 nucleotides long. Its product is annotated as aspartyl protease family protein 1. Gene Ontology annotation, biological process: proteolysis. The record is from RefSeq and is a predicted model, not a curated record. Lineage: Eukaryota; Viridiplantae; Streptophyta; Magnoliopsida; Brassicales; Brassicaceae. Gene Ontology annotation, molecular function: aspartic-type endopeptidase activity.
AUCAACUUCCACCUCCAUCUCCACCUGCACCUGACCGACCAGCUUCACUUUUUUACCCGUUUCCUCUUCACUUCUCCCAUGUGCUUUGCUUUCCUCUCUUCUCUUCUCUCCACAUCAUAUUUUAAGAAUUAAAAAAAAAUAUCAGUGGGCCUUUUCUCUAUAAAAUAGUCAUUCAGAAUGGGCCUUUCAGAGGUAUGAUUAGCCUUAUGAACAAGAGGCCCCGCUGUAGAUUUACAGAAGUGAAAAAAGCAAAAAAUGUGGGGGGGGGGAGUAGUCAAGAACAUCAACCCUACUUUCACUCGUUGCCAAGACACUGAGGAAUCGCAGAAAUUUCACACGUGUAAAUUUUGUCACGUUUUCUUUUUUAGUGUUUUUUUCUAAGAAUAUAUAACCAAAUUUGCCUUCACUCAAUCACCACUACAAAUUUUAACGUGUUGCAUUUUCAGUUUUCUGUUUAGUGUACAUAUAGAUUCACACUAACUUAUUGUUUUCCAGCCUACAGUUUAACAAAGGAUCAAUUUAUAUAAUUAGUAUCUGUUCUUUGGAUUCACAUAUGAAAAGGAGAAAAUAUGCAACAUCAUUCAGAGAUAACGACGUCAACGGAUCAACCACUUUGCCCGAAGCCACGUCGUGUGUGUCCUUCUCUUCCUGAUUUCCUCAAACCUCUCUCAUGUCCCCUACACUCUUCUAACUGCCAACAAAGUUCAGAGGGAAGAAGCGGCGUUCUCAGCAUAAUUGAUAAGGUGCAGCCGAUAGAAGGUGGAACAGUAGAGUCAAUGUGGUACGCAGGGUCUCCACCUAGGCGAACCGGGAAUCCUCUUGUACACGACCGUCAUUUCAUUCACUGCCUCGAUCUUCUCCCCAGUUUCUCAAGCACUAAGGCUUGAUCUUCACAUCUUCUUGGAGGAUAUAUGCAUUCAUAGCUGCACACAAGAAGAAAAAGAAAAAAAAACUCCUUACAUGCAUCCACAUUUAUUGCCAUAUAUAUCGAUAUAUCUCACCGUAAAGAACAUUAACCUCAUCAAGUAGAGGGUUUGCAUACAGAUAUGCAUCUAUUACUCAAGAAGUUUGGAGUUUGUUCUUUGUAGAAUUGUAUUUUGGAUUGGUAUUCUUGAUCACCAAAAGUCCACACUGAAGUCAGCACAACACUGCUUACAAAACCAGCACCCACUUAUAGUACACGAUGAGCGCAUAGACCAUUAUUUCUUUUUAUUAGGUCUGGAUGUUUUUAAUUUUUAUUAUAGACCAUUAUCUCUUUUUAGUUUGUUAUGCCUUGUAUUGGAGACAUUCCUAUAAUUUUAUAUAAGACUUGUGUUCCCUUUGACUCUACCCGUCCUUGUAAGUUCCAGACUUGCUAUCUUUUUUUGUUAGAACAGUUGAUCGGUUGCUUGUAUAGAGCUUCUUUUCCAAAAUAUAGUUAAAAUUUAAAUAAAUGAGUAUGUUUAUGGAGAUUCAAUUUUCUUUUUAAAUGUUUAUCGCGAUUAGAGAUAAAUCAUUUUUCGACCAAAACGUAAAAACAAAAACAAAAAGAGAUCAAUGAGUUAAUUUAUGAUUGUGAUUACGAUCCAGGCUACCAAUUUUUAACAACGCUUUUUGUGAGCCAAAAUAUUACGAGUGGUUUCGUACUUUCGGUAACAAAAUACAAAACGGGAUUAAAAGUGACUAAUUGUGGGAGCCUUUUAAUUUAAUAAUCAACUAAAUGAUGGAUUAAUGCUUUUAUAACAUGUGUUAUAUCGUGUGUUUAAUUUUCAAAUGAUGCAAUAUAGAUUUAUUGAAUUUUAGCGUUAUGCAAUCAUGCAUAUAGAGCUGAUUAGACUAUAAUGUUAAUAAAUUCUAGUUAUGAAGAUGAAAUUGUUUUGAAUAAUUCUCUCUUGGUUGUUUUUUAAGAAAAUAAUUACAAGUAAAAAUAUUUUAGACGAUAAAAAGAAGAGAAAGUGCGUGAUUUGCGCCGGGUCAAGAUAUAUGCGACACGUGGACAUGACCUUGUCGGGAAGUCAACGGUUUCUACUUACUAUACUUUAUCAUUAUUUGUAUUCCUGUCCUAUUAUCUUUAUAUUAUUACAAAAUCACCCCUAUGUUUCCCUUGUAGAUUUCAACCUUUUCAUCAUUGCCAUUUUGCUAAAUGCGUGCUCAGCCUGCACCUAACUCAUGGAACCAACAAACAUCCCUCCACGUCUCUUUUCACAUAUCCACAAAAUAUAUAUAUACAGCUACACAACACAUAACAAUUCAAUCUAGAUCAUAUACUUGUGAUUUCAUUUAGUUUAUUAAGGUCAUAAUCAGAAAGACUAUGAUUUUAUUUUCUAUGUAUGCUUUUUUUUUUUUUUUUUGGUCAAAUUUUUCUAUGUAUGCUAGAAUAAUUAAACACAGAGUUGAUGUUCUAUAAUUGAAUCAAAUAUACGAAUUUUCGUUGGCAACAUAUUCCUUCAUCAAUGAUUUUACGAACUCGUUGACUAAUACCAAGCACCAGGCAAAACGUUGACCUUUUCCCUCACAUACACACACGAAAGAAUAAACAUGUAGUAAAAGAAACUCAAGUUGCAAGAAGCAACAUCAUCGUUCUUAAUAUAACAGAAGUUAGAUUCAUGGAGGAAGAUAAAGAUAGAAGAAUGGUUCGGAGUAUAGAGAAGUUAAGAUGGAUGUUGCAGUUUGGAUUCUGCGUUAUGAGUUUGGGAUGUGCUUCAGUUUCAGGAUCAUUCUCCUUUCAAAUUCACCAUAGAUUCUCGGACCAGGUCAAGACCGUUCUUGGUAGCCAUGGCUUGCCUGAAAUGGGCACUCUCGAGUACUACGAGACCUUGGUUCACCGUGACCGAGGUCGCCGGCUAACCUCCAACAACAAUCAGACGACUGUUUCUUUCGCUCAAGGCAACUCCACACAAGAAAUCAGUUUUUUGCAUUAUGCGAAUGUGACGGUAGGGACACCGGCUCAAUGGUUCUUGGUGGCUUUAGACACGGGAAGUGAUUUGUUCUGGUUACCUUGCAAUUGCAAGUCCAGUUGCAUACGUAGCAUGGAGACCGACCAAGGCGAGAGGAUAAAGCUCAACAUCUAUGACCCAACCAUAUCAACAUCAAGCUCAAAGGUUCCGUGCAAUAGCACACUUUGUGCAUUAAGAAACAGAUGUGUUUCUCCUCUCAGCGAUUGUCCUUAUCGAAUUCGAUAUCUCUCGCCCGGUAGUAGAAGCACAGGAGUGUUAGUGGAUGAUGUGAUCCACAUGAGGACAGAAGAAGGAGAACCAAGAGAUGCUCGGAUCACAUUUGGAUGUAGUGAGUCCCAAGUAGGGUUGUUCGAAAAAACGGCUGUAAAUGGUAUAAUGGGACUUGCAAUAGCAAACAUAGCGGUUCCAAACAUGUUGGCUAAAGCCGGUGUAGCCUCAAACUCUUUCUCAAUGUGUUUUGGUCUGAAAGGGAAGGGAACAAUCAGUUUCGGAGACAAAGGCAGCUCAGACCAGCUUGAAACUCCAUUGAGUGGCACUCUUUCUCCGCCGUUUUACGAUGUGACCAUCACCGAAUUCAAGGUAGGAAGUGUGACGGUGGAAACAGAAUUCACCGCAAUAUUUGACUCCGGGACUGCCGUUACAUGGCUCAUCGAACCUUACUACACUGCUGUUACCACAAACUACCAUCUUCAAGUAGCAGACAGACGACUUCCGGCAAGAGUGAAGAGUCCCUUUGAGUUCUGCUACAUUAUUACAUCAGCUACUGAUGAAGAGAAGAUUCCUUCAAUUAGCUUUGAGAUGCAAGGAGGAGCUACGUAUAAUGUUUUUAGCCCCGUACUUGUCUUCGACACCUCCGAUGGCGGACAAGUCUAUUGCUUGGCCGUCUUAAAGGAAGUUACUGCCGGCUUCAAUAUUAUCGGACAAAACUUCAUGACAAACUACAGAAUCGUCCACGAUCGUGAGAGAAUGAUUCUGGGAUGGAAAGAAUCCGACUGUAACGAUAAGAAUGGUUUUACUGGACCUACUGCCUCAGCAAACCCGCCGUCGCUGCCGCCAACGCCGUCUCCAAGAGCCAGAAGCCCUUCGACGCGUUUGAACCCGCUCGCUGCUUCUUCACUCCUCAUCCUUUGCUUCUUUUCUUUUAUAUGUUUGUGAAUAUCAGUUACAUGUACAUCUUACUUUCGGUUUCUAUGAUUGGAGUUUCACAUAUUGUUUAAUCCACCCCCAGAAUCCUCCACUUCUCAUCUUCUGACCCUCUUAUUCUUCCCUAAUAUAUUUCAUCCAAGUGGAAUAUUGGUAAAUAAACUAAUUAUUUAAAAUAGUCAGAUUUAUAUGAGAGCAUGUCCAUUCCUCAUCCAAAUUAUAAAAUAUCCAAAAGCAUAGGACUGACUUUAUUUAAAAAAGUUGAACAUAAAAAUCGAUGGAUUAAAUAUGUAAUAUAGGCAACAUUUUCAAACAGAAGAAUGAUUCAACUUAUCCAGAGCUGCGACUCAUAACUCAUAAUGGCCUUUUUUUGUCUGCUGGUGAGCUUAGUUUCUAAUUAGUUUGUUGGAUAUGUCUAAUUAAGUAUGACGAUAAAAUCUGGAACAAUCCACCACAACUUCCUUUUUUUUUAAUCAGGUAUAUACUAUUGAUAUCCUAAUGCGACGUGAGUGACGCACUUUGUUAAAAGAUCAACUACAAGUGUGCAUUCUAAUUAAUAUAUACUAGAUAGUAAUCCGUGCCUUGCGCGGGAUGAGAUGAUUAAAUUUAGACUUUGUGAGAUUAAGAAACAUUAAAUCUGAUUAAUUUGGAUAUUAGUUUGUUUUGGAUUGAUAGUUUCGGGUGUUAAUGAGGAGGAUAUAGAUUGGCCAUUUUAUGUAGUAAUUAUAUAAAAACUACAAAGAAGUCAGUAAGAAUCAGAAAACUAUUUUAAAUCAAAAACUUCAAUUCCAUUAUAAUAAGUAUGCAUAUCUCAUUCUUUCAAAUACAAAGAAUGGUCUAAAUAUAAAUAGGUAUUGUAAAAUAAAUUCAAAUGAAAAAUAAGAUUGAAUAACUUCAAGACUUCAGAAAUCGAUGCUUGGAAUCCUACAAUUAAAAAUUUCAAAAUAUUAGGAAUAACCAAUGGAUAUAUUUAUAUAUAUUACUCAUAUAAAAUAACAAAUUAGAAUGCUAUGCUUACUGAGAUUUGAAGAACUGAAUCUCUGGAAUGUCAGAAUCAAACAAAAUAUCAGAACCACCUUCCAUGUUUGUAACAUAAUUGAAACCACCUAUAAAGUAAUAUCGACAAUAAGAACACAAACCAAAAUAUUCUGAAUAUAAAAUUAAAGAUUGCAAAUAAAUAUACUAUACCGUCUCCCCACUCAAUUCGCCAUAACCUUAAAACAGUUACAACAACAUCUGCAGUAUUAGCACACCAUAAUGCAUUUAAAUGAUGGGCUAGAGCUCCAUAAGCAACACACUGUAUAUGAGUGUACCUGAUAAUAUCGGGAAAGUUAUUAGUCAAUAUUACUUCUACAGCCAUGGUCGUAUUUUAAAUUAACAGAUGUAUCAAAUGAAAAGUACAAACCCGAGAUUUAUUAAGGAGAACUCCAACGAAUACAGAAUUGAUUUAUAAAUGUUGGCAGGUUGAGCUAGCUUAGUAGCUAUAAGAUCUCCUACACGCACUAAUGCUCCACAAAGAUCUACAUAACAGUAUUUUUUAACAUAUGAGCAUUGCGCGGUUGAGCUAGCUUAGUAGACAUGAUUUAUUUUUUUUAACAGACUUUUACACUGAAGAGUGUGCAAAAUGCCUCAUUAUAAAUCGAUCAAUUAAAUAUAGUAGUAUAAGUAUAUGUAAACUAUAUGAUAUAAUUAAUAAUAUAAACAUGAUUUAUUUUAUUGAUGUAAUCCUCAUAUUUAAAUGUUGAUUUUAGUAAUUUAAUAUUUUAUUUUACGUUAAAAUUUAUUUUUUUAUCUUUUUAUUAAAUUAAAAAAACAUAUUUUUUACUUUUUUGACAAAUAUGUAUUCUAAUAUUUAGUUAUUUAAUACUAUUAUCGAUUACUAAUAUUUUUUUAUUUUUAUUCCAUAAAGCUAUUACUAUUAUUAACUUAAUAUGUUUAAUGAUUAUUUAAAUAGUAAAAGAAAAAAUAAUAAUCUAUUUUAAAACAAAAAUAUCUUCGUGUUAUAUUAGAUUGAAAGCCGAUAUCUAAUCAUAUAAAAUAAAAUUCACAAAAUAUUUUAAAAGAUAAAUAUAUUUAUGGUUUUUGGUAUAAAACCGAAUAAACCGAAAAUCGACAUAACUAAUCAAAACUGAACCGAACCAAAAUAGAGAAAGUUGUUUGGAUUUGGUAGUACCGAAUAUACCGAAUAAAUUUCAUUUUAAAAAAUCCGUGGUAUAUAGAUAUGGUUUGGUAUAUAAACCGAUUAAACCGAAUAAAUUGAUCAAUUAAAAUAUAGUAGUAUAAGUAUAUGUAAAUUAUAUGAUAUAAUUAAUAAUAUAUACAUGAUUUAACUAACGCACUAACUUGGGUUAGUUAGAUUUAACUAAUAAUCAAAAUUGACAUUUAACAUAAAUCAAAACAUUACCAAAAAUUCGUUUCGUUAUUAAUUGAUGUGACAAAACGAACACAAUCUAUAUAGUCUUACGCCAUAUCUAUAUAGUCUUAUGCCAUAGAGUUUUAUAUGUCGCUUUUCAUUUUUGUAGGGGACAUAUCUGCAUGUGAAGUCCAUUGCAUGUACAUUAGGAUACUUUGAUUCUCAAGCUCGUAAGUGUAUCUUACCAAGAAUAUAGAAAUCGUAUGUACUAUCUACGUAUUUUGCAUGUACCUAAUAAUCAUAUCCUUUGUUUUGAGGAGGAUCUCAAUCACACCACAUAUGCAUAUGCGUUCGACUAAUAAUUUCCGAAACCGCAUUGAUCUUAACAAACC